AUAUUUAAGUAAUAAUUUAUUCACGUGGCACGCAUAAUUUUAAUAUUUCUUGGUGACAUUAACAUGCAUUUGCACGUAAUAAAUUAACAGUUAGGUAACAAAAGUAUCGUCAAGUAUAAUCGAAAACAACCAAAACCAGUACGUGCAUAUUCGGCUUGCAAAAUAUUUGUACCGGUUGUGGUUCAACACACGAUAAGUAACCAUACGAUGCAAUAAAACCCUGAACUUGAGCCGAUCAAAAUCUCAAGAGCAUCGCAGCCUCCGUUAGUUUUUCGCAAAUCUGCGUAAAUACGUGCUCGACCCAUAAACCGGUGACGAAACCGAAUUGAUUGCGGACGAUUUUCGACCAUGAUUUAGUGAAAAGUGUUUCGUCUGUGUUUGAGUGUGCGUUCAUCUCGACUGAAAAUCAUGAACAAACUGGUAUUAGUUUUGCUGGCGACGUCACUUCUUCCAGCCGAAGCUGGUAAUAAUAGACCGCAUAUAAUUUUCAUCUUGGCUGAUGAUUUGGGGUGGAAUGAUGUCGGGUUUCAUGGAUCCGGCCAAAUCCCGACUCCUAAUAUUGACGCUCUGGCAUAUUCUGGGUUGAUCCUGCAAAAUUAUUACGUCACGGCGAUUUGCACGCCAUCUAGAAGUGCCUUAAUGACCGGAAAAUACCCCAUCCAUACCGGAAUGCAGCACACUGUGCUUUAUGGGGCAGAACCCAGAGGGCUGCCACUUACGGAAAAAAUUUUACCACAAUAUUUAAAAGAGUUGGGGUAUACGAACAGAAUUGUCGGAAAAUGGCACCUGGGGUCGUACAAAAGGGUGUACACACCGACGUAUAGGGGAUUUGAUUCCCACAUAGGUUUCUGGACGGGUCACCAAGACUACUUCGACCACACCGCCGUCGAAAACCCAGGCUGGGGCUUCGACAUGCGUCGCAACCUAGACCUAGCCUACGACCUCCACGGCCAGUACUCCACCGACGUAUUCACUGAAGAGAGUGUCAAAAUUAUAAAAGACCACAAUGUUAGCACCCCACUUUUCCUGUAUUUAGCUCACGCGGCGGUCCAUUCCGGAAACCCAUACAACCCUCUGCCAGCCCCCGACGAAACAGUAGCACAAUUUUCGUACAUAGACAACUACAAAAGACAGAGAUUUGCAGCCAUGUUGACAAAACUAGACGAUUCAGUGGGUGCUGUUGUGAAAGCACUCUCUGACAAGAAUAUGCUGCAGAGCUCAGUUAUAGUUUUCUCGAGUGACAAUGGAGGUCCUGCUGCAGGAUUUAACUUAAACGCGGCUUCAAAUUAUCCUUUGAAAGGGGUAAAGAAUACGUUGUGGGAAGGCGGAGUUCGAGGGGCGGGGUUAUUGUGGAGUCCUUUGAUUAAGAAGCCUCAAAGAGUGGCUAAGCAGAUGAUGCACGUUAGCGAUUGGUUGCCCACCUUGUUGGGAGCAGCGGGAGCAGAUAUAAGCACAGUGCAAAAUAUCGAUGGAACUAACCUCUGGGAUUCUCUAUCAGACAAUACUAGUUCCCCAAGAACUGAAAUUUUACACAAUAUUGAUGACAUUUAUGGAAAUUCUGCUCUAACAGUAGGACCGUGGAAGCUUCUACAAGGUACUACUUACAACGGUGCCUGGGACAACUGGUACGGUCCAUCGGGGCGCGAAUACGGCUAUAAUGUAUCUCAAGUUAUAAAUUCUGUGGUCGGACUCGCUCUGAAAUCUCUACACCAGCCUUUAACACCUGACGUUAUACUAAAAUUGCGCAGUUUGGCUGACGUAAACUGUUCCAAACAAAACAAAGCGCCAAUUCCAUGUGAGCCACUGAAAGAAGCGUGUUUAUUCAACGUUGUUGAAGAUCCGUGUGAGAGGCGAAACGUUGCUAAAGAGUAUCCACAAAUUUUGAAAAAUUUGCAAGAAAUUUUGGAAAAAUAUGAUGCUACGGCGAUACCACCCGGGAAUCUGCCGCUGGAUCCAAGGGGAGACCCCAAAUAUUGGAAUUACACGUUUACUAAUUUUGGAGAUUAUGACAGCACCCUUAACCUAAAUUCGUUACAAAAAUACACAUUUACAUCCUACUAUCAUUAGAGCGCCCUUAUAGGACUUGAAAGCGUCAACCCCAAUAAGUAAUUUAGUUUCCUUUUUGGCGACCUACUGUAUUAUUUUUUUAAUUAUGGAAAUUGUAUAGACACCUAUUUUGAUUGUUGUUACUCAAAGGUGUUGGCGCUUUUAACUUCUCGAGUGUAAGUUAGAAAAAUUGUAAUGGGGCCCUUAAUGGUAGUGGUAUGUAUAGAAAAUCUUGCACAUACAUUAUUUUUAAUACUUUCUAAUUCUAAGCUUAAAAUGAUGAGUUGCAUUUUACAGCCAAAUAACUGACAAAACUGCGAUGUCAUCAUGACGUUUGACAUGUCAGAUUUGCUUUUUGACAUAUGCAGCCAUUAAAAAACUGAAUUAUCUGAAAAUUAAUGAAAUUAUCACGGGCAAAUAUUGUAUUUUUUUAUUUUGUGUAUUGUUUUGUUUUGUUUUUAAUAAAAUUGAAAAUAACUUU
Zophobas morio is the source of this 2527-nucleotide messenger RNA. Its product is annotated as arylsulfatase B. NCBI's taxonomy places the organism in Eukaryota, Metazoa, Arthropoda, Insecta, Coleoptera, Tenebrionidae. The transcript is spliced from 6 exons. The coding region runs from base 409 to 2067 and encodes 552 amino acids. The record is from RefSeq and is a predicted model, not a curated record.